Molecule: messenger RNA, 3079 nt
Organism: Vigna angularis (adzuki bean)
Lineage: Eukaryota; Viridiplantae; Streptophyta; Magnoliopsida; Fabales; Fabaceae
Product: LEAF RUST 10 DISEASE-RESISTANCE LOCUS RECEPTOR-LIKE PROTEIN KINASE-like 2.4
Exons: 4
Coding region: 1917-2933 (338 amino acids)
Biological process (GO): protein phosphorylation
Molecular function (GO): ATP binding; protein kinase activity
Source: RefSeq, a predicted model, not a curated record
GGGUUAUUGGUUAUAGGAGUCCUGGGACAUUUAAGAAAAUAAUUUAAAAGAGGUCUUUUAAUUAAAGUAUUAUAAGAAAGAGGAUUUUGCAUGCAUAAUUAUUUUUUUAGUUCUUCUGUCAUAUUAAUAUUAUAAUAUUAUGUUGCUUCCAGCAAAUAGAGAUUAUCAGCUUAGAUAACACAUACAUGCGGUACUUUAUCAAGUAAUAAAGAGAAGGUAGCUUUGUUCUUUAGGAAUAACAGGAUUCUGUCUGGCAGUGUUUGUUUAGAAGAAAAAAAAAAUGUGAUGCUUCAUAGCAAUAAGCUACUUAAUUUAUGUAGUCUAUUUCUAAUUCCACCUGAGUAAAGUUUUGUAUUUUGCAGAACUUGAUUAUUUAUUUUAAUGAAAGAAGUACCUUGAUAAACUAGAACAAAAAACGUGUAGAUAUAAAUUAAUAAUAAACAGUACGGCUAAAGCUUGAAGUUAGCCAUUAUAAUUAUAAUGAAAAUAAUUAAUAAUAAUUCAAAUGUACUGAAUAAUAUCUUGGGGUUUCGAUGAGAAGUACGUUGUUGACCUGACGAGCAUGAGAAAAACAAGAGUUGCUGAUUGCACCUUUUCCAAGUCAUGCUGAUAUGUGGUUCUUCCUUCUUCACACCUUCAUUUCCAUCCUUCAGCUUUGACUCGGUCAAUAACCAAAUUAAAAUCAUCUCUCUAUUUUCUCUCCACCUAUUUAUUACUUUCUUUCUCCAUUCUCAUUUUUUCUUCCUUUUCCCAUACGCGUCAAUUCAAUCACCUUUUUAGUACCAUUUUCCUGAAAUUUUCUUUUGUAACCAUUGAAUAAUGUUAUCAAGUAGUUUCUCUAUGAAUUACAAUCUCUGUUUGGCUCUAUUUGUAUGGAAGAGAGGGUUGGGAGGGAAGUGAGAAGAAGUGUGAGAAUGGAUGAGAAACAUAGUCACAUCCACACCACUCCCUAUGCCUUCGCACUUACCCUCUCUUUUUUACUCCUCAUCGCUUUGCCAUACUCCCACUCUCAACCACCGCCACCGCCUUGUGCUGAGCAGUCAUACAUGUGCAGCAUAAACGUUUCCGACAUCUUGGAUCCUGUCUGGAAACAGAUUCCUCCCUCUCUGUGUAUCGGCACCGACCCAUUACCCCAGCUCAGCUGCUCUGAUCCUUAUGAAUCUCAAAAUUUCACACUGAAGAAGGUGAACUACAUCACUGACACAAUGACGGUGGUGCCAACACACACUGUCAAUGUUUGUUCUUCUGAUUUUUUUCACAUUUACGACAACUUGAAGAACAGUCUGUUACAACAUUACAAGUCACUGUUCAACGUCACCGUAUUCUUCGAUGGUUGUCCUCUCGACAUCCCAAAUUUCCCUUCAGAACGCAGAUUUAAAUGCGGGGAUGCUGUGUACUAUUUUAGGGAGGAGGGUGAGCAGUUCUACAUACACCCAUCGCUUGAGUAUUGCAAGAAAAGUUUGUUGGUGCCCAUUGCCGCUUCUCUCGAUGAUUAUGAUAAUAAAGAUGGUGGAGCUGAAGUUCUGAAAGAAGCUCUGAGGGAUGGGUUUCAGGUCUCCUAUAGUCUUCCUCAAGAUUGCAGCAGAUGCAACCAGAGUAUCAGAAAUUGCUGGAGCGGUGGUUAUGAAGGACAUGUAGUUUCAUGCAACUACUAUUGCCCAAAUCAAUACUGUUCUUCCAAGAGUAGUGUGCAGCUUACACUUAUUGGUAAUUCCCAUUUUGCCACAUAAGGAUGUCAUGCCAUAACCCUUAGCGCGUACUUUCUUCUUGACGCAUUUGGUGAAAUUGUAUGACCAGUGAAUUGGAGAAUGAAAAUCAUUAUAGGUCUUGCAGGUGCAGCAAUGGCAGUAUUAAUGCUAUGCCUCAUAAUAGGCUGUAGAAAAUGUAUGUCAUAAACAAGAAAGUUAAAUUUUCAGAUGACUAAUGAGCAAGAUAUUGAAGUAUUCUUAGAAGAUCAGGGAACUCUAGCACAAAAGAAAUACAGAUUUUCAGAAGUCAAGAAAAUGACCAAUAACUUCACAGAUAAAUUGGGUGAAGGUGGGUUUGGUGUUGUAUACAAAGGAAAGAUACACAAUGGUUACCAUGUGGCUGUAAAAAUAUUAAGGGCAUCAAAAGGAAAUGUCAAAGACUUUAUCAAUGAGGUUGCCAGCAUCAGUAGAACUUCUCAUGUUAAUGUUGUCCAACUUCUUGGGUUCUGUUUGGAAGGAAAAAAGAAAGCCCUUAUUUAUGAAUUCAUGCCUAAUGGUUCCCUCGACAAGUUCAUCAGUAAUAAGGGACUAGAAAGAACUUCAUCUUUGACUUGGGAUAAUCUGCUGCAAAUUGCAAAAGGUAUAGCCAAAGGAUUAGAGUACUUGCACAAGGGAUGCAACACUCGUAUUUUACAUUUUGACAUAAAACCACAUAACAUUCUUUUGGAUGACAACUUCUGUCCCAAGAUAUCAGACUUUGGGCUUGCAAAACUUUGUCCUGGGAAAGAGAGCACAAUUUCAGUUUCAUAUGCGAGAGGAACAAUAGGAUAUGUAGCUCCAGAAGUGUGCAACAAACAUUUUGGUGGAGUAUCACAAAAAUCUGAUGUGUAUAGCUUUGGAAUGCUGCUACUAGAAAUAGUGGGAGUGAGGAAUAAUAUUAAUGUUGAAGCCACCGAAACAAGUGAAUACUUCCCAGAUUGGAUAUACCGAAAGCUGGAGCAAGACCAAGAUUUGAAAAGUGAUAAUGUGACAGCCACAGAAGAAAAAGAGACGGAAAGGAGAAUGAUUGCAGUAAGUUUGUGGUGCAUUCAAACAUUUCCAAAGGAUAGACCUACUAUGAGUCGAGUAAUAGAAAUGUUAGAAGGCAACAUGAAUUCCCAAGAAAUACCCCCAAAACCUGUUCUUUCUUCUCCCACAAUUGGAUUGGUGCCAGAAUUGACCACUAGUUCCUUGCAGUCUGAGUAGAUCUUAAAAGUUGUUUUUUUAAAGAUCACUCAACACAGUAAUGUUUCAGUUGUAACUUCUCAAAUCAAGGUUUUAUAUUGAUUUUUAUAAUAUAGAUUAAUCAGUUGGAAUAUUAAUUAUUUUCAUCCACCUUGAUCUGGGUGGUA